Cornus florida is the source of this 777-nucleotide messenger RNA. RefSeq lists its product as uncharacterized. Bases 1 to 777 code for a protein of 258 amino acids. The record is from RefSeq and is a predicted model, not a curated record. The transcript is spliced from 3 exons. NCBI's taxonomy places the organism in Eukaryota, Viridiplantae, Streptophyta, Magnoliopsida, Cornales, Cornaceae.
AUGCGUGCUACAUGGGAGGAUGAUGAUUCAAAUGGAUCCGGAAGUGAUGAUGAACUUUAUGAAUUGGUCAAUCUUUGUCUCAUGGCCGAUGAAGAUAAGGGCCUUGGAGACACAAUUAAAGAAAAGAAUGAUGCAUCAUUGCAAGAUAAAGCAAAGGCCAUGAUUUUUCUCCGGCGCCAUAUUAGUGAGGAACUGAAAAAUGAAUACCUCACUGAAAGAGAUCCACUUUGUUUGUGGAACAAUUUGAAAGACAGUUAUGAUCAUCAAAAAACAGUUAUCCUCCCAAAGGCCAGGGCUGAUUGGCUGCAACUGAGGUUGCAAGAUUUCAAAACUGUGGCUGAAUAUAACUCUGCCUUUUUCAAAAUCUGCUCUACAUUGAAAUUAUGUGGUGAUACUGUUACUGAUGAACUUCUGCUAGAAAAAACAUUCACCACAUUUCAUGCCUCGAAUUCCCGUCCAACUGGAUCGACACCGAUCCCAGAAACAUAUGUUGCCUCAUCCCGUGGUUGUGGACGCGGACGUGGACGUGGUCGUGGUGGUAGAAAUGAAUAUGGUCGUGGCAAAAAUAACUACCACAAUAAUGAAUAUGGUCGUGGUAGAAAUCAUUCUUAUUAUCGUGAAGGAUAUCAAUCCUCACAUUUUCGCAAUCAGCGAUCCACACCAUAUCCUCAAAGGAAAGAUCAUAAUGAAAUGAGACAAGUAAAAGGGAAGGAUGUGGCUCAACCUUCUAAGGCUCAUGAUAAUACUUGCUAUCGGUGUGGCAUGACAGGGCAUUGA